AUGUCAACAAAUGUAUUCAAUUCAUUGGUAGCAUUCAACAAACUAUCGAUUAAAGAUAUCUCAAAGAAUGUAUCGUAUUCACUCUUGAAUACAGUUAAACAUCUUUCGUCAAAGGAAAAGAUUAUUAUUGCAUCUGCAUCUACUGCAUGGUUGGGUUUUGCUUACUAUACAGAAACAACGUCUACAAUUACAGAUCAAUCAGUGGAUCAAUUUAUAGAAAUACUUGAACGUAUGAUGGAUCUUGCCUAUUCGAUUGAGGGUAUCAAUGAACUGUACGAUAUGGACUAUUCAUUGAUGGAAAAUAUUGCAGCUUGGUUGGAAUACAAUGACGCUGCAAUGACUAAAUUAGAACCUCAAUUGGGACGUAUCCUUGUUAUUCUCGCUCGUUUUCUACACAACAUGAUUUUUGUAUUGAUUAAUUCUGAAGAAGGUGGCAAUCCUCUUCCUGUCCUAGCCGAUCGUUUCGAUGGUUUUCGUUCUCAUCCCAUCGCUGAAAAUCUAACUCAAAUUUGGAGAACUAUGUUAUUAAAAUAUAAUUUAGAGAAUGAAAGUACUAGAUUCAUAGUACUUUCACUCUUGUCAGAGUCAUCACAUGGUGUACCAUUGGAAACAUUUCCAACCAAGAAUAUUCUAUCCUUUUAUCAUCAAUUGAAACCCCUUUAUAAUGGAGGUUGGACCUACGACUCUAUCGAUCAAACACUCAACCGUCUGGCCAAUAUUUUAGUGUCGAGAUAUGAUGACGGUGAUAUUGAAGAGCCACUCGAGAAAAUAGAGUCUUUUGCAGGAUACCGUUACCGUCGUUAUAUUCCUCAUUGGAUUCUUUCAACCAAGGAAACAAUACUUCUCACUGCACUGGGAUCGUCCCUUGCCGUUGGCUCUAAAGUGGUGUCUAUUCCAAUGCAACUUAACUCGUUGUCCAUUUUGGCUGAUGGAGAAACCCUAAUGGGGUUCCUGGGUUUAUUUGAAUAUGUGACAGCUCUCGUGCCACACAUAUCUAUCUAUAUCAUGGGUAGAAACAACUAUAAAGCAAUAGGAGUUGCUCUUGCUGCCAUCUAUGUUCCAUUGAUGUUUAAACAUUUCUAUAUCAAGAAAAUAGAGAAGUCUCGCCAAACCGACAUUUACAAACAAAAGACAAUCGUUGAUUUGCGUCAUCAUAUGUCUGCUGUAGAAUUCAGAGAACAACAACAACCACAAGUUCAACAAAUACAAGAACAAGAUGAAGAAAUUGAAGCACAACAAGAAGUUCAAGUACAAGAAGUGGAACAAGAAGAAGUUCAAGAAACUCAAGUCCAAAAUGCCAAGGAGAUAGGAGGAGGAGAAAUCGAAAACCCAACAACAAGUCAAAUAGAUAUAAUAAUUAGAAAAUGGUCGUCUGACCUCAAAGUUUAG
Molecule: messenger RNA, 1389 nt
Organism: Cavenderia fasciculata
Lineage: Eukaryota; Evosea; Eumycetozoa; Acytosteliales; Cavenderiaceae
Exons: 4
Coding region: 1-1389 (462 amino acids)
Source: RefSeq, a predicted model, not a curated record